Molecule: messenger RNA, 948 nt
Organism: Saccostrea echinata
Lineage: Eukaryota; Metazoa; Mollusca; Bivalvia; Ostreida; Ostreidae
Product: fibroleukin-like
Exons: 6
Coding region: 1-948 (315 amino acids)
Source: RefSeq, a predicted model, not a curated record
AUGGCGAAACUGGAAUUUGAUGAUAAAAAAUCAAUUAAUGAACUCUUGAAAGAAUAUAAUUCUACAUCGUUGAUCGAGUGUGCAGCUCUCUGUCAAAGGGAAUGUAGAUUCUUUGGAUUUAAUUCUCAAAUGAAGAAAUGCCAUACGCACAAGAAAAUCCUCACUUCGGAGAUGUCUAAUGAGGGGGACUGGAGAUUCUAUUCCCAUAAAUUUAUUCCCAAAGAUUGUAAGGAUCUUCAUACAGAUGGUCACACUAAAACAGGUGUGUAUGAAAUCUAUCCCUAUGGCACCUUUACCAGUCCUGUCAGAGUUUACUGCGACAUGGAGACAAUGGACGGAGGAUGGAUGGCAAUUCAGAAACGAGUUAAUGGAUCCCUGAGCUUUGACAGGAAUUGGACAGAAUACAAGAAUGGUUUUGGUUCACCAGAACAGGAUAUCUGGGUUGGAAAUGACGUAAUCCAUCAGUUAACAAAGGGGCACAACUCCUCCCUUUAUGUUUCCAUCAUACUAACGAAUGGUUCGAGCUUGUACGAGUUGUAUGAUCGAUUCUCGGUCUCCGAUGAAACAGAGAAAUAUCAACUUUUUCUAGCUGGGCCUGCCAUGGGAACUUUAGGUGACAGUAUGUUAGACACUGGUUAUCCCAAUGACUACUGUAAUAUAUUGUCUCUAUUUCUACAGGUGACAGUUUGUGACAGUAUGUUAAACACUGGUUCUCCCGAUUUGAAAGCUCUGUCUGGGAUGUACUUUACUACCUCAGACAGGGAUAACGACAGGAAUAUAAAAAGUAACUGUGCUGUUAUCAACAGAGGAGGCUGGUGGUUUAACUCCUGUCGCUGGGCCUUCCUUAACGGUCCCUGGUACCCGGCAGCGUGGAGCAAACCUUGGCAUCCUACAGUAAAGAAUGGGACAUCUGUGAGGGGGACAAUGAUGUUAAUCAAACGUCAUUAG